AUGUCUGACAAGACAACUUCAUCCGUUAGCCCUAGAAGCUUUGAAACUAUCUCAGAAGAGGAUGGUGAGGAACCUUGGGAGAAAUUAUUGGGGGACGUGAAAGCUGCUGUGCCUACCAUAAUUAAAACUAACGCAUCGACUGCUACCAUCACGAGAAGUGGCGUAGAAGCUGUAACUACUCCUUGUGUUGAUAUCGAAGCGAAUAAAUUAACACGUUCCAAGAGCCUUAACCAACGAAGAAAUAGCAGUGGUCUCCUUGCAACGAUUCCUCGGCAACUACGUCUCUCCCUCCGAGGGGUGCGUAGUGAGCCUUCCAGUGUCAAAGAUAUUCCAGCUGCCAGAAAUGAUAGUGCUCUCAGCCUCUUUAGAUACCGCAAUGCCCGAUAUGCUGCGAGAAGAGUUCGCAAGCGUGUCAUAUUCAAACAUGGAGACUGCAACGUGGUCCAAUGGAACGUAGCGAAACGCAGGCGCCGGUACCUCCAGGACAUCUUCACUACCCUUGUGGAUGCGCAAUGGCGCUGGACGCUGCUCGUAUUCGCUCUCUCUUUCAUCCUUUCGUGGCUCUUGUUUGCUCUCAUCUGGUGGCUAAUCAUCUUUACCCACGGCGAUCUCAGCCCUCCCACAAACUCUUCUGAGACUUUUGUCCCUUGCCUCAAUAACGUCAACUCCUUCACCGGCUGCUUCCUCUUCUCAGUUGAAACCCAGCAUACUAUCGGGUAUGGCUCCAGAACCACGAAUGAAGAAUGUCCAGAAGCAAUUUUCGUAAUGUGCCUUCAGAGUAUUGUUGGUGUCUUCAUCCAAGCUUUCAUGGUGGGAACUGUGUUUGCUAAGCUCUCUAGACCAAAAAAACGGGCACAAACCCUGCUCUACUCCCGGAAUGCCGUCAUUUGCCUUCGAGAAGGACAGCUGUGUCUCAUGUUCCGCGUCGGUGAUAUGAGGAAAUCUCAUAUUGUUGAAGCACAUAUAAGAGCACAAAUAAUUCGCCGCAAGGUGGGUCUAAUAUUUGCAAAGCUGGCGCGGGCCAAAAAACGUAACACCACGCUUCUCUUCUCACGGAACGCAGUAAUAUGCCUUAGAGACGGGGAAUAUUGCCUGCUGUUCAGAGUGGGUGACAUUCGCAAGUCACACAUUCUGGAAGCCCAUGUCCGCGCCCAAAUUAUUCGGAAAAAGAUCACAAGGGAAGGGGAGAUGUUGCCCUUCUAUCAACAAGAGCUGAAGGUGGGGGCUGAUGGAGAGGAAGACCGGCUAAUGUUCAUUUGGCCUAUGACCAUUGUUCAUAAGAUCAACGAAAAAUCCCCUCUUUAUAACUUGACCGCAGAGGACAUGUUAAAAGAGAGAUUUGAAAUUGUGGUCAUGUUGGAGGGCGUUAUAGAGUCAACCGGUAUGACAACACAGGCUAGGAGCAGUUACUUACCAUCAGAGAUCCAGUGGGGCCACCGCUUCGAAACUAUGGUAUCAUUCCGAAAAGAGACGGGAGAAUAUGAGGUGGAUUAUACAAGAUUCAACAAUACCUAUGAAGUAGAUACGCCUCUAUGUUCCGCAAAGCAACUGGAUACGCUGCGCGCCACAGUGUCCACUUCGCAGAAAUUAGAUCGUUUGUUAGGCACCAUUCCGAAAACAUUCUCCAAUGAUACGUUAGAUAUUAGUUCUGUCGACUCUAUGUCUUUAGACGAGCAAAUCGAGUUGAAAAUUACUGAGGCGAGAGCUAGAGAAAAUAGACUGAUGGCUCAAAACAAUUUCAUUCACCAUAUCAAUGAGAAGAGCAGGAAUAAUAGCAACAAUCACUUGGCUGUUGAAAAUGGUCAUGAGAUGGGUCCAAAAAUUAAUUCAAUCGUUCCUGGAGUAGAUGUUAAAACAGAUAAUAAAGAGAGAGAGCAUAAUCACAUACACAGAUCCCACAGUCACGCGAAUAUCAAAAAGCUACAUGGCUUAACACCGAAUGGAGUUAACCACGUCAACGGCCAUGACCACAAACUUGAACAAAAUAAGAUUAAAAAAUCCCCCAGCGAAAACCACAUACAAGAGCACACACCGGUAAUCCCCAUCGUUGUGACGUCCGCGGACCCCGACGCC
Molecule: messenger RNA, 2073 nt
Organism: Brenthis ino (lesser marbled fritillary)
Lineage: Eukaryota; Metazoa; Arthropoda; Insecta; Lepidoptera; Nymphalidae
Source: the annotation of a GenBank genome assembly